GUCAUGGUAACAACGGCGCUUUAUUUACUUUUCGCCACUAUCAAACACGCGCUUCAUCUGUUUGGAAAUUUACAGACGGAGUAAACCAUCGAAAUAACACGCAUUAUGACUUUUAUUAAAGCGCUGCUGAGUGUAAAAGUAAAGUCAGUUUGUAAGCAGUGAGUUAGUGAGGAAAUGGACUGCAGUGGACUGGAGAAAAUAACAACCUCAAAGUUUCUCAAUACAAUAACCGAGAUUUUUGAAGAUAUUAGAGAAGAGUUGACGCAAUCAGCAGAGAGCAGUGCUGAAUCAGUGGAGAAGACAGUGACUCUGCUUAAGGAGAAAUCAGAAAGAGGAGAUUCUCAAGCCGCCUUCCUGCUGGGACAGCUCCACUAUGAGGAGGGCCGCUACGCAGAAGCAGAGAUCAUCUUUGAUGGCAUUAAAGAUGAAGAUCCUCGAGCUCUCUAUCAGCUGGCUGUCAUUUAUUACGAUGGCCUUGGAAACAAAGAAGACCUUGUGAGGACCUUCUUGCUAUUCAUAUCUCUCAGAUCCACAGGCAAAGCAAUUGAGUACAUGAGAAGAGUUGCAUUCUGGGAUUCCUCUGAGGUGGGCUCUGUCAGACACGCGGCGCUGUAUAAUCUGGGCCGGGCGUAUCUGGAGGGUUAUGGUGUCCAGGCGUCCAGCGCUGAAGCAGAGCGGCUUUGGCUCCUGGCAGCUGAUGAUGGGAACCCGAACGCUAGUGUGGAAGCGCAGUCGUCUCUGGGCAUGUUCUACUGCAGACCGGAGAGCCUCGACCUCAGAAAGGCGUUCUCGUGGCACUCGGAGGCGUGUGGGAACGGCAGUCUGGAGUCUCAGGGCGCUCUGGGCGUCAUGUAUCUGUACGGUCACGGAGUGCAGAAGGACCCAGACGCGGCUCUGUUCUGCCUGAAGGAUGCGGCGGAGAGAGGGAACGUCUACGCUCAAGGCCACCUGACGGCCUGCUACUACCACCGCAAGCUCUACUCCAGAGCAGCCGCCCUGGGAGAAAGAGUGUGCACAUACGAGGACAUCAGUGCCAUAGCGCGGCACACGGGCUGUCUGGAGGAGUUCAUCAGGAAGGGCAUCGCUAUAGCCAUGUUUUACUACGCCCGCUGCCUUCAUCUGGGCCGGGGCGUCCUGCAGAACAGAGACAGAGCAAAAAGCUACUUCGCACAGGCUGCCAGGAUCGAUCCGGAGAUCUGUCAGGAGUUACAAAUGGAUGUCGUACACGGCAGGAUAUGAAUCACACGUGCAACAAUAAUCACUCAUUUAAUCUCACUGAAAGCAAAACCCCCAGAAGAAAACAAAAGAGAGAAAAGCGGAAUAUGACAGCUGGCAGUGGACCGGGCCUGUUCCUCCAAAAACACAAGAACAGAUUAAAACACAAACAUAUAUUCAUGUCGCUCAAGAAG
This is a messenger RNA of Megalobrama amblycephala (Wuchang bream), 1409 nucleotides long. Its product is annotated as LRP2 binding protein. The transcript is spliced from 9 exons. The record is from RefSeq and is a predicted model, not a curated record. The coding region runs from base 175 to 1239 and encodes 354 amino acids. Lineage: Eukaryota; Metazoa; Chordata; Actinopteri; Cypriniformes; Xenocyprididae. Gene Ontology annotation, molecular function: protein binding.